This is a messenger RNA of Rhagoletis pomonella (apple maggot), 1363 nucleotides long. Its product is annotated as congested-like trachea protein. NCBI's taxonomy places the organism in Eukaryota, Metazoa, Arthropoda, Insecta, Diptera, Tephritidae. The record is from RefSeq and is a predicted model, not a curated record. Gene Ontology annotation, molecular function: O-acyl-L-carnitine transmembrane transporter activity. Gene Ontology annotation, biological process: mitochondrial transport; carnitine transmembrane transport. Gene Ontology annotation, cellular component: mitochondrial envelope.
CAAUAAAAGAAUGUCAGAAGCACCAACACAGGAGCGCAAAUCAAAUCCUUUUAAAGCUUUUCUCAGCGGCGGUUUUGGUGGCAUUUGCAAUGUACUCACAGGGCAUCCAUUGGACACCAUUAAGGUGCGUCUCCAAACCAUGCCACGUCCUGCGCCUGGCCAGCAACCUCUGUACAAAGGUACCUUUGACUGUGCUGCUAAAACGAUAAAAAAUGAAGGUGUAAAAGGGCUUUACAAAGGCAUGUCGGCGCCACUUACUGGUGUUGCGCCAAUAUUUGCAUUAUGCUUUGCUGGCUAUUCGCUGGGCAAACGCGUUCAGCAAACUGGAGAAAAUACAAAAUUGAAUUAUACGCAAAUCGCAAUUGCUGGCUCAUUCUCUGGCCUAUUGUCCACGGUUAUCACAGCGCCCGGUGAGCGUAUAAAAUGUUUGCUGCAAGUGCAACAGGCGUCUGGUGGCGAACGAAAAUACAAGGGCAUGCUGGAUACAGCCGUCCAGCUGUACAAGGAAGGCGGUAUACGUAGUGUUUAUAAAGGCAGCUGUGCGACGCUGCUGCGAGAUGUGCCAGCAAAUGCUGUAUAUUUUGCAACCUAUGAAGCAUUACAAGAUUUAAUCAAGCAAAAAUUACCAGAUUUGCACAUGGAAGUGUUGACAGCCAUAUUUGCUGGUGGCAUGGCUGGCAUAACAUAUUGGAUAGUUGGUAUGCCGCCUGAUGUACUCAAGAGUCGUUUGCAGACAGCCCCUUCCGAUAAGUACAAGCAUGGCGUACGUAGUGUUUUUAUAGAAUUAAUCCGCACCGAUGGUCCAAUGGCGCUCUAUCGCGGCGUUUCACCGGUUAUGAUACGCGCUUUUCCAGCAAAUGCUGCUUGUUUCUUCGGCAUUGAAUUAGCAAAUGCUUUCUUUAAAUUAGUGGCGCCGGAUUUUUAGGUUCAAUUCCGUUAGCGAAAAAGCUUAACAAACGAAACAGAUUCAAAAAGAGCAAGCAAAUGGCGAGUAUGAUUUUCUCUUUGCGCGGCAGCAUUAAUUCGCUACAUGUAACUGUUAACAUAAAUGUACAUAAGCGGCAAUUAAUUUAUUGUAAAAACAAAGCACUACAAUAAAAAAGUAAAACUCACCUUAAAUGCUUCUUUUUAUCAAAGUUUUUUAUUUGAUUUUUAAUAUUUGUAAAACGUAGUCCCUCUUCUGGCCUUGAGCGCAGUUUUUUAGCUUAUAAACUGCAGUUUAGUUCUAAAGCGUUUGGUCGAUUUUAAAAUAUUUUUAUUAUUUUUAGGUUAAUUUUUGUAGUUAUUAGAUAAUUUUAUCACUGUUACUUUUCGCAAUAAAAAUUUUUAUUUUUAUUAAGUAGACAACUUUGUUAUAAAUUAA